AUGUCGCGACCUUAUUAUAACCCACAAGGAUAUCCUCCACAGCUACGUACUGGGUCGCAUCGCCCUAUCCAACGUCGUCGGCGCCGCCCCAACAGUACCAAGCGUAUGCCCCAGCAGUGCCUCCAAACAAGCCAGUACCCUCACCGUCUCCGGUGUCUCCAACUUAUCCUGGCUAUUCUCAUUCAUCGCAAUCCCCUGCACCUCAGAGUUACUCCCCAGCGCCAUAUAGUUCGGCUCCACCACCGCAACAGGGAUACCCUCAGGCCCCCCCUUAUGGAUCAGACCCCUAUGGGCCUCCUCAAGGUUAUGGACAACCCCCUCAAGGCUACGGGCAACCUCCUCAAGGCUACGGAAGGCCUCCUCCGCCAUCCCCACAUGGCUCGUCAACUAGAUCCGCGCCUGGACCUGAAUAUCCUUCACAGCCAUCUUCUCAUGUACAUAGUCAUCCCACAUGGACCAGGAUAUCCUCCGCAGAAUGCACCUUACCCCGGUGGUCCCGCGCGUCCUCCACAGCAAGGAACACCUGGACCGACUGGACCUCAAGGUGCUCCCUAUGGCCCUCCAGGAGGCGCGUCUCCCGCUCCUCGAGCCACCGAGCAGCAGGUAGCCGCCUAUCGCCAGCUUCUAAUUGGGACCAUCCAAGAGAAGAAUCUCCAAAACUUCUAUCCCCCCGAGAAGUUGAAUUUACUCGUUCAAGGUCUGGCCAACGAUGCACCGGCUAAAAUCAACAAGAUCAUCCGUGAAUGGGGAGUGCCGACAGAGGUAGCUACGGACAUCAUUAAAUUGUCCCUCUUCGAUAUCAUUCUUUACGUAGAUGACAGUGGAUCUAUCGAAUUUGAGGAAAGAGGCGUGAGAAAAGAACAACUGAGGCAGAUCAUUGGCAUCGUUGCGACCGCUGCAUCUACCUUCGAUGAGGACGGCAUCUCGGUGCGUUUCAUGAACUCCAUGGAAAGAGGCGACGGCAUCCGCAAUGUGGAUGAUGUCAACAUGCUGGUCUCACGUGUCCGUUUCCAAGGGUUGACACCGCUGGGGACAGGUCUGAAGAAUAAGGUUCUGGAUCCUCAGGUCGUGGGACCCGCCCGGGCAGGUCGCUUACAGAAGCCGGUACUUAUCAUUACCAUUACAGACGGACAGCCAGCCGGUGAACCUCUCGACUGCGUGGCUAAUUCGAUUCGCUAUGCUGUUGACGAGGUAUCGCGAACCCCAUUUGGACGGGGUGCUGUUUCUUUCCAGUUCUCGCAGGUGGGCAAUGAUGCCAAGGCACGUGAUUUCCUAUCUAGUUUGGAUGAGGACCCAAGCAUUGGAAAUUUGAUUGAUUGCACUUCAAACUUUGAGGUCGAGCAAGACGAGAUGUCUCGUGCCCUCCCCCCUGUGUAUUUGACUCGAGAACUUUGGUGCGCUAAAUUGAUGCUUGGUGCUAUUGAUUCCUCAUAUGAUACCAAGGACGAGAAGGCCGCCGGCCGUGCUGGAGGGCCUGGCGGACCUGGAGGGCCUGGCGGAUUCGGAGGACCCCAAGGACCCCAAGGACCCCAAGCACCCCAAGCACCUGGCGGACCUGGUGGACCUGGCGGAUUCCGGGGGCCAGGUGGACCUCCAGGACCUCCACCAGGUCAGUAUGGUGGCUAUAACCCGGGACCUGGAUAUGGCCAGCGAGGAAACCCUAAUCAACCUCCGCCACCCAGUCCAUAUGGCCCAGGACCGGGAUAUGGUCAAGCACCUUAUCCUCCUAACCAGGGCCAGGGCCCACCACCUGGCUAUGGACAGCCACAGCAGUAUGGUGGAUACGGGUCUCCUCCUCCUUCUGCUGGAUAUGGACAACCGCCCGCUGGUGCCACGAGAGGCUACCCCCCACCACAGAGCCCUUACGGAUACGCUCCCCCUCCGCCACCGCGGUACUAA
Messenger RNA from Aspergillus bombycis, 1899 nucleotides. It is a transcript of the gene rfeF, whose product is annotated as putative transcription factor RfeF. NCBI's taxonomy places the organism in Eukaryota, Fungi, Ascomycota, Eurotiomycetes, Eurotiales, Aspergillaceae. The transcript has 4 exons. The record is from RefSeq and is a predicted model, not a curated record. The coding region runs from base 1 to 1899 and encodes 632 amino acids.